CAAACCCUCACUUACUCACUCACUCACCGCCACCAUGUCUUCCACUCUCCCCAUCACAGCCGUCGAUUGCGAGAAGCAAGUCCGAUGCUACCGCCUCCUCCGCACCAUCCUCGACCUCCUCAUCCCCUGCUGCGCCUGCAAGCCCUAUGUCUUCAGUGAAUCCACCUCCCAUUCCACCAAACCCUAUGUCUUCAAUCAACUAACUUCUCCCAGCAGAUCUCAUGUCUUCAAUGAAGUUAGCGCCAAUAAAUGUUAUCCGGAGCGCUGUCGCUCCGGUCUCUCUUCCGUCACCGGAACCAUCUUCGGAUUCAGGGGAGGCAAAGUGAGCCUCUGCAUCCAACCUGAUUGCAAAAUUAUCGCUCCUAUCUUACUGGUGGAGCUUGGAAUCCCGACGUCGCUGCUCGCUAAGGAGAUGGAGGGAGGGGUUGUCAGAAUCGCUUUUGAGUCUCAGGAGCGGGAGCCAUUGUCGUCGAUUUUGGAGGGGAAUUUGUGGAAAGUGUGUUGCAAUGGGAGGAGAGUUGGGUUUGGGGUGAAGAGAAGGAUGAACGAGGGGGACAAGGGGGUUCUGAGACUGAUGAGGAGUGUGUGUGUUGGGGCGGGGUUGAUAGAGAGAGAGGGGGAGGAGUUGAUGUAUUUGAGGGGGAGUUUUAGGAGAGUAAGGGGCUCCGGUGGGGAUUCCGAGUCGUUCCAUUUGGUUAACCCGGAUGGUGCAGCAGGACAGGAGCUCAGCUUCUUCUUCAUAAGAUCCUCCUGAAGACUGGAGGACAACCUUUCUCUCUCUUCCCUUGCUCAUCUCUUUCUGCCUUUCUCUCUCCUCCAUUGUCACUCUCUCUUUUUCUUGAGUGGGUGGACAACAGCUAACUUUCUCAUUAUCCUCUUUCCUGACCUUAGCUUCCUAAACAGCUGGUCUCUCUCUCUCUCUCUCUCUCUCUCUCU
Messenger RNA from Amborella trichopoda, 936 nucleotides. Its product is annotated as protein MIZU-KUSSEI 1. The record is from RefSeq and is a predicted model, not a curated record. NCBI's taxonomy places the organism in Eukaryota, Viridiplantae, Streptophyta, Magnoliopsida, Amborellales, Amborellaceae. Gene Ontology annotation, biological process: hydrotropism.